AUGAUCCGAUUGAUCCUUCAAGACUCUUACGCGAGGCUUCGCAAGUACCGUCAGAGGAUCGAUGAAGCGAUGGCAAAGUGGUUCAAGUUCAAAGGCGGGAAUGGUACACAACUGCUCCAGCAGAGGGUGGCCGAAGGAGCCGGCGAACACAAAGCAAAGCGCGAAGCAGCACUUGAAAUCAAUUUUCGCAAGCUACCUAGUUCAACGUCAUCCAAAGAUGACAAACUGGUGCACAACCUGUCAUCCAAGGAGCUAACGGAGUAA
Molecule: messenger RNA, 264 nt
Organism: Dibothriocephalus latus
Lineage: Eukaryota; Metazoa; Platyhelminthes; Cestoda; Diphyllobothriidea; Diphyllobothriidae
Source: the annotation of a GenBank genome assembly